Molecule: messenger RNA, 1990 nt
Organism: Centruroides sculpturatus (bark scorpion)
Lineage: Eukaryota; Metazoa; Arthropoda; Arachnida; Scorpiones; Buthidae
Product: glutathione hydrolase 1 proenzyme-like
Exons: 11
Coding region: 87-1877 (596 amino acids)
Biological process (GO): glutathione catabolic process
Cellular component (GO): plasma membrane
Molecular function (GO): glutathione gamma-glutamate hydrolase
Source: RefSeq, a predicted model, not a curated record
ACGAAUUUCUCUUUAAUUCGAAUAUUUGAAUUUUGUAAAUUUCCUUUUCUUUCUUUCGAAUAUUCGAUUUCGAGUUUAGAUUUUCAAUGGAUUCUUCAUUCCUAGAAAACAAUAAAAAAUAUCUUUACAUGGGUGUCAUUGGAUCUGGCUUCUUUUUUGUGAUGAUGCCCAUUGCGUGUUACCUCUUAGUAUAUGUCAACCCCGAUUUCUAUAUAGAGAAGCUGUACAUAAACUCCUCCUCUAAACUAGGCAUCUAUGAACAUGCAGCCAUUAGUACAGACAGCGAACUGUGUACCCAAAUAGGAAAAGAUAUAUUGAUGAAAAAUGGAAGUGCUAUAGAAACGGCCAUUGCUACCUUGAUAUGUAUGGGAGUUGUGAGUAGUCAGUGUGUGGGAUUAGGUGGUGGAUUCUUUAUGAUUAUUUACGAUAAUAAGCGAAACGAAGUAACAGUGUUAGAUGCCAAAGAAAUAGCUCCUUUAAAAGCCACAAAAUUUAUGUUUAUAAAUAAUUCAAUAGACUCUGAAAUUGGAGGUCUCGCAAUCGCAGUUCCAGGAGAAUUAGAAGGUUACGAACAGGCAUACAUCAAGACCGAAAAAAAUAUACCUUGGAAGGAUUUAUUCCAACCAUCGAUUUAUUUAUGUAGAAAAGGUUUUCCUGUCACCAAACAUAUGGCUAAAGCUCUGGAUUUAAAUCGUGAUAUAAUAUUAAAAGAAGAAAGCAUGAAAAUAUUCAUAAAUAAAGCUACUGGAGAUGUAUUUAAAGAAGGAGAAAUUAUGACCAGAUUAGAUUUGGCAAACACAUUAGAAAAGAUAGCAGUUAAUGGAGCUGCAGAAUUAUACAAAAAAGGAAAAACCAGAGAAAAUUUUGUUAAGGAUAUUCAAAACUUAGGAGGAAUUAUUACAGAAGAAGAUUUAGAUCGAUAUUACGUCAUUCGAAAACAACCGACAAAGAUUACAUUAAAGAAUAAUUUUACGGUGUUCGGUGUUCCAGCACCCGGAAGUGGACACGUGGUGUCCUUUAUGUUAAAUGUGUUAGAUGUGUUCGAUUUAAAUAAAUACUCCAAUUGGAAUACCCUAGACGAAGUUACUUUAACUUUUCAUCGGAUUAUAGAAACAUUUAAAUUUGCAUACAACUACAGAAGAAAAUUAGGUGACAAGGAAACCUUCAAAGAGACAAUAACUGAAAAGAAGUUAUUGAAUAGAAACUUCGCAAAACUAAUUCGAACAAAAAUUAAAGAUGACAGGACAAUGCAAGAUGUUAACUACUAUAGUGGUGACUAUGGUAUGGUAGAUGUGGAUGGUGGAACGGGACACGUGUCAGUUGUAUCACCAAAUGGGGAUGCUGUUUCGGUAACUAGUAGCAUCAACCUCUAUUUUGGUUGUAAGCGUGUAUCUCCUUCAACCGGUAUCGUGUUGAACAAUCAUAUGCAUGACUUUUCUACACCGGAUGUCACUAACUUUUUCGGAUUUCCAUCCAGCGAGAGUAAUCGAAUUAAGCCAGGAAGAAGACCAAUGUCCUCUAUGAGUCCAACAAUCAUCCUAGACGACAAAGGAAAGCUGUGGUUGAUCAUAGGAGGAAGUGGUGGAUCUCGAAUCCCUAGUAGCAUAGCUUUAGUAGCAAUGCAAUUACUUUGGUUGGAUAAGAAUGUCAAAGAAGCAAUCGAUAUGCCUCGAGUUCAUCACCAAUUGUUCCCUGACUAUAUUUCGUAUGAAAAUAAUUUCCCCGAAGUUAUCUUGAGAAAAUUGGAAAAGCUGGGACAUAAAACCAAAGAGAAAGAAGGUAGUCUGUCAGUUAUAGAGGCAAUUCAUCGAGAUAAAAGUGGAAUGUGGCAUUCUAACGCCGAUUUUCGAAAAAAUGGAAAGAGUGAUGGCAUUUGAAAGAUGUCGAAGGACUCAUUCAGAAAAUUAUUAACAUGUUCGUAUUAACUAAAAAAUUUUAUAAUUGAUUGAAUGUGUACUUGAAAAAAUUUAUUAAAAUACUUUGUAAAAUA